Molecule: messenger RNA, 3234 nt
Organism: Panicum hallii
Lineage: Eukaryota; Viridiplantae; Streptophyta; Magnoliopsida; Poales; Poaceae
Product: WPP domain-associated protein-like
Exons: 6
Coding region: 299-2581 (760 amino acids)
Source: RefSeq, a predicted model, not a curated record
CCCGUUGUCCGUUCCUCUGGCAGCUUUGGUCGCGAGCGAGAGAGCGAGCGGCCGCGUCGUCGUCUUCCUCGUGAAUCCUCGCCGCGAUCGCCGCUCGAAUCCAAACCAAUUCGCGACGGCCGGGCGGGCUCCGAUCCACCACCACCACCCCUCCCCUCCCGCCGCGGGCCUGCGGCCGUUAUCCCGAAGCCCCAGCGUGGGGCAGCGCCGGCCACCCGCGGAGGGCUCCUGGGGGAGCGGCUGAAAACCCCGCCCCGCGGCGUAGGGGUCGCUGAAGCGGCUGCUCCGGCUCCUGCCAAUGGCGCGGAUCCAGCCUGUUCUGGAUGAAAGAAUGGACCCAUUUCUUGGUAGAUUGACUAGACCAACCACCAUUGACCAAUCAUGGUGUACUACUCAGAGUGGCCUGUCCUUGUUCAAUGGGCCUUUCCCUGACGCUAGGAUUUCUUCUGCAGAGCUUAACAACAGUUUUAUCGAGUUCAAGGAUACAACUAUGCCAUCUGAUGUCCCAAACAGCUUUGAACCAUUUGCAACGGUAGCGUCGUGGUUGCGUCAACACCUUCUGGAUGCAAAUGUUGAAGUUACUUAUACAGAGUACUUAGAUUUGAUGAAAGUAGAAAUUGAUCAGCGGCUUAAUAAGCUCACCGAGGAUAUAAGGGUCUUUAAAAGCUAUAACUUGACCCAUAAAUAUGAUGCAAAUGGUUCAUGCUCUACAGCUUGCCAUGUCGGGAAGCUAACCGAGAUAGAUGAGGGGUUCAACUGCUUGAAGGUGUUGCUGGUUGUGGUGUUCCAACAAAUUAGAGAGAUGCUCACAUUGGUCAAUGCUUCGAUUCGUGAUCUUCAGUGCGAACAUGAAUUACAGUUAGAGCUUACUGGCAUUAUUAUUGGAGACCGCAUUAGAGGUCUUCAGGACGAGCUAGAGAGGAAGUUGUAUGAGCAAAGUUCCAUAGUGAGGAGUCUAAGGAAAAACUGGCAGGAAACUGUGGUUCAGUGUGCUUCCAUCCGUGAAGACCUGAUUGCUAUUUCUGAUAUACUAUUACCUUCAGAAGAGGAACCCCAUAUUCCCCUUUGUAGGCAUGAAAGUUUGGGUAACUGGAGCGACAGAUGGAAGUUCAGCUUUUUCAGAAAGAGAACACACCAGGAUCACUCUCUAUCUUCCUCCGAGCAAAACCAAAAUUCCGCGACACAGAAAUCUAUAAGUUCCAGUGAAGUUAUUUCAGAAAAAUCUGAUUUCCGACAUCUGAAGGGUAUGAAUAGACAAGAAAUGCUUAACUACUUCAGAUCUGAGAUCAGUAAAUUAAAAAGGCUGCAUGAGUUGGAUUUGCAAGAGAAAACAGAAGAGCUGUUCAAAUUCAAACGAGAGAAAUGGUCAUUGGCUCUUAAGUAUGAUGUAGAAUUCGAGCCUUUAAGGAAGAAAUUCCCUGAGGUCAUUUCAAGAUUUGACCAAAUCAUGUCUAAUGGAAUGACAGCACCUACAACCUGCAGUACUAGUGAUGCACUUGAUGAAAGAAGCAGAUUGAAUAGUAGAAUUGAUUCACUAUACCAUGACAACCAGCAUCUUCGGUGUUUGCUUGCAGAGAAGACGAAGAAUGUUCAGGAAUUAUCACGCCAGGUAUCUGAUGCCAGUAGGAAAAUGUCACUUCAAUAUUCUCUAGAAAAACAACUUUUGAGACAAGUCAACAACACUAAAGAAGAGUAUGAGGAUCUUUAUGUUGAAAACACUAUCAGAAAUGAAAUUUACCAAACCGUUAUAAGAAAAUUGAUUGAUAGUCAUAGGAACAUCUUGGUGGAUACUGCCCAAAACUUUCAUGCAAAACUGUCCUCAUAUGAAGCUGCACUCUCAGAAAAGGACAAGGCCUUGUGUUUAUCUAAUGAAGAAAAUCAGAAGCUAAAGGAAAAGUUGUCAACACUAGAAAAGGAGCAUUUUAUCCAAUAUAACCAGCAAGAUCCAGAGCUAAACAAGGAAGAGAGUGAGGAAAUGAUACUUCGUGAUAUUGAGAUGGAGCCUCAUGUGGCACCACAAAGAUCAUAUGAGAUUUCUGAUCAGGCCAUGCCAUAUGAGGAGCUCAUCAAGCUGAAUCAGACUUUAGAGGUUGCCUCAACCACCUUAAAAGAAGUUGAAACAAAAACGUUAGAUUACAGUGAUAUCCUAGGUAAAAGAGAGCAAGAAGAGCAGCUAGACUGCAUUCUGGUAUCAAUCAUGGGUUUAUCAAAAGAAUUUGUGGAGAUUGAAUAUAAAAUGUCAGAAGAUAUAAAAGGAAAUGAGAAAAAGACAGAAAUCCUGAAUGAUCGAUGCAACCAUAUGGUACAACAGGCCAUUGUAUUGACAAAGAAAGGCCUAUGGUACAAGCAAAUGAUUGACACAAGACGUUCUGAGCUUCAAAAAGCUGAAUCUGAGGUUGAUAUUUUGGGAAACAAGGUCAAUGCACUCUUAAGCCUUGUUCAAAAGAUAUACGUAACUCUUGAGCACUACUCUUCUGUUUUCCAGCAUCAUCCUGUGUUACUGGAUGCUUUCUUGAAGACAUGCAAGCUUGUUGCAGGUAUAAGAAGCAGGCAAAAAGAGGAAUUACAAGAUACAACAUAAUUUGGAGCAGCUAGAAAAUUUAGGCCCAGAAUUAGUUGAGUGGCUUAAGAGCCACUAGCGAGGUAUUAAUUUCCUGGUGGAGGAACAGCAUACUGUCACAAGACUAUGAGAUCGAUCCAUGGCCAAAUGGACCCUGCAAAUCUGCAGCCACAAUGAAGCUGAGGUGGUCCAUUGGACUGAAUUUUGAAAACUAAGGGUAUGAAUGUCGAGGCAAUUGCACUGCAAUAUCUUUCUGAAUUGUAGUAAUGCGUUUGUCUAAACAUCAUUGGUAAUGGAUGCAGUUGUACCUUCGCUGCUCACUCCGCGAGGAUUUGUUAGAUUCACAUCCUUUAUGGUGUAUAUAGAAGUGAAUACACCUUCUAAUGUACAAAUUAUGAUAGUUCAGUUCAUAACUGCGAGAGUGAUAGCAUUUUUGUCAGCAGCAUGUAUAGAAAUGAUUUCACUCUUAUACAAGCCAUAGUCGUAUUGUAAGCAUUCACUACUUUAAGGUACCUUUACUAGAUUAUAGUUAUUUUUUUCUCCUUAUAAAUUUUAUAGUCCUGGUUUGUAUUAAUGGUCUUAUGAACGUCUACAUGAUAUUCUUAUGUACUACAUUUGUUCAUUUUUCGAGGAAGCAAAAACUUCUCCAGGGCAAUAAUUUUUUAUUUUGGAUA